AUAUAGUUGAGGUCCUCAUAAUAGGUCAUUAUGAGAUCAAGCAAGGAACCCAGAUCGUACACAGUUGCUUCUUUUAUAUGCUGCAUCAGGGCAAAAGUGAUAACCGCAUCAGCCAGUCCAUGCUCGAAGGAAUUUUCCUGCAAUUCAGUUUUCAGAUUUUUCCAGUCUACCGCAGGCUUCUUUAUCGUCAAAUAUACCUAGGUUCCUACUUGGCGGCAUUGGUGAUCCACUGUUAACAGAUUCGCAGGCCUAUUAGGUGAAAGUUUCUUUUAUUCAGAUUUCAGAUAUCAGAUUCCCUCCAGAACUAAUGGACCGCUUGUACCAUUUGAGCUAUUUUCGUUCACUUUACGACUUUCAGCGCUACCGUCGCUCAGUGUAUACUAGAUAUGAGCUUCUUAAUUAAUCUAAAAAUACUAGUCAAUUCUCAAACACUCCCUUAAGACUUCAUCAUUCUUUUCGGUGGAUACCAGGAAGCUGACUAACAUUUUUGGACUUUUAAAAAUAUAUGACCAGUUUUCUGGACAAAACUCAGUGGCAGCACUUGGUAGCUGGCGUGACUGGGGGAGUUGUAUCCGUUUUUGUUUUGCAUCCAUUGGAUUUGGCCAAAAUCAGAUUGCAGGUGAAUGAAGGUACAGGUGUUAUCGCAUGCAGACCCAAAACAACGGGAACUAUUCGAACCUUGUAUGAGAUAGUUCAGUUAAGAGGUCUUCGUGGUCUUUACCUUGGUUUAGCUCCGAAUGCUAUUGGAGCGGGUAGUUCGUGGGGUUUGUAUUUUUUCUUCUAUGAAAGCUUGAAAAGAUUUGCCCAUCGUGGUGAUGAAACCAAAUCUCUCACUACCAAUCAAUAUCUCACAUAUGCUGCUUUGUCAGGUGUGAUUACACUUUCAAUUGUAAAUCCAAUUUGGGUGAUUAAAACUAGAUUGUGUUUACAGUAUGAAGAAGGAAUGAAAUCUGUUCCAAAAUCUCAAAUUACAAAUCCAUCAUUAGUAACACAUUCUCAAUCCACAUAUCAUGCUUUGUAUAAUCUAUGGAUUCAUGAAGGUUUUGCUGGAUUGUAUCGUGGUUAUGUACCCGGUUUAUUCGGUGUUAGUCAUGGUGCUAUCCAAUUUGUGUUUUAUGAACAUUUUAAAAAUUCUUAUAAUACACGUUAUCGAGGAAAGUCAGUUAGCGAGAAACUGUCCGCUAUCGAGUACCUAACAUUUUCAUCUGCUUCUAAACUAAUUGCAGCUGUCAUAACUUAUCCGUACCAAGUUGUUCGUUCAAGAAUGCAAGACCAGCAUAGGAAAUACAAUGGAGUUACUGAUGUUAUUCGACAAUUGUGGAGAGGUGAAGGUGUUCAUGGAUUUUAUAAAGGACUUGUUCCAUAUGUACUCCGAUGUACUCCUGCUUGUGGAAUUACAUUUCUUGUUUAUGAAUAUAGUUUAAUUAUAUUUGAUUGGUUCAAAUGACAAUAAUUAGCUUUCAAUGAUAUAUAUAUAGUUAAUUACACUUGACUUGUUUUACAUGUAGAUGUCUUUGAAUUAUAUUUUGUAGCAUUUAUAUGUAUUUUUAUCAGUGAUCAUAAUUAUUCUGAAUUGUACAUUGUCCUCAGUUCACUUCUAUCCCAUUUGUACAUUCUCUGUAUUCCAUAAUUCUUAUAAUAAAUUACUUAGUAGAGUUGA
Messenger RNA from Schistosoma rodhaini, 1660 nucleotides. The record is from the annotation of a GenBank genome assembly. Lineage: Eukaryota; Metazoa; Platyhelminthes; Trematoda; Strigeidida; Schistosomatidae.